This is a messenger RNA of Durusdinium trenchii, 2478 nucleotides long. The record is from the annotation of a GenBank genome assembly. NCBI's taxonomy places the organism in Eukaryota, Dinophyceae, Suessiales, Symbiodiniaceae.
AUGAUGUCCUUUCUGAUUGGCCCGGUGAAGAUGGGUUUUGGGGUGAAACUUUGCCAGACAGGUCCUCAUUCCGAAACGGUGACGAAGACGUGGAAUAGGGGUUGCAUUAGCAUUUUAGACAAGGUGACACGAGUGAACUUGAGUGAAGAUGAGUCCGAGUAUGGUGUUUGCAUGAUCGUCAGCGAUCUCUUCGAAUUCCAUUGCCCUUGUGUACGCUUCGGCCUCGGGCUGAAGAGCUUUCCAGAGUCCUUAGAGGCCUUGGAGAAGGUUAUCCAGGAUGCUGCCUCUCCGGGUGCCUCCGAGGUUUUCAGGGAGCUUCAGGCACAUGUGACCUUGGUGCUCUCGGCUUUGGACGAGGUGAAGAAGCACGUUGAAGUUCCAUGCUCAGCUUCGCGCGAUGAGCUGAACAAGCCGCGACAUGAGCUGGACAUAGAGAUGAAGGGAUCUCCAGAUCUGGGGGUACACCAUUUGGCGGUGAAAAUUACCACCCUGCCAUUGAAUGAGAGAGAGAGGGGAUGUCAAAAUGCGCUAGCCAAAGAGCAGCAGGCCUUGUCAGAGGCUCACCUCCUAGAGCUGAAGGCGGAGAAGAAGCGCCUCGAGGUGCUCAGCAAAUCCCAAGGGAAGGAGAUCGACCGCCUCAGCCGGCAGAGUCGGGACCCUGGAGGAGCUGAAGGUGGGGAAGCCAUGGAUGGCCACGAGCGGAACGCCAUGGAUGGCCACCUCACUGACUUCGGCCCAGUGGGCGGCCGGAGCUUUGUGAGUUUGGUGGGUUUGGGGCACUUGCGCCAGUUUAUGGUCUCCCACGACUGGGGUGUAGGCGGAAAAGGCACGCAGGCCGGCUAUUUGGCGGAUCGUUAUGGCCUCAUCCACAUCUCAAUGGGGGACCUCCUGCGUGCGCGUGCCAAGUUCUUGCCACAGCUGGCCCAAGAGAUUUCAGAGGGACGUUUGGUGCCGGAUGAUACCGUGGUCUCGGUGCUGAAGGAACGCCUGGCGGAGCAUGACUGCUUCUCACGUGGUGUUCUUUUGGACGGAUUUCCACGGACCCGCACACAGGCCGAGGCGCUUCGGCUCGCGGGCGUGGAGAUCUCCGCGGUGAUCCAUUUGGAGGUCGCCGACGACGUGGUCAUCAAUCGCAUUGCUGGGCGCCGUAUCGACCCUUUGAGUGGGAAGAUCUACCACGUGAAGGACAACCCACCGCCAGCAGAAAUCAUGGGGCGAGUGAUCCAAAGAGAAGAUGACACGCCUGAAAAGAUUCGCCGGAGGCUGGUGACCUACCACCAGGAGCGCGAUGCAAUCCUCGAUUUUUGUCGAGAUCGAGUGCGCACAAUCCACGUGGGUGGCGGGGCACCCGAUGCGCUGCCAGCCGAUGUGCGGUCGAGGGUGGUUUUUGAUGAGGUCCGUAAGGCGGUGGAGGGCGACACCUACUGGGGCUCGAUGAUCCGGUCGGAGCUCAUCGCCAAGGUCCCCAUCCUCAUGGUCUUUGGCGGCUGCAUGGGGGCGAUCGUGGCCAUGGAGGUGGUUCUAAAAGGAGAUCCCAAGUCGGGGAACUUGCUGACGUUGACAGCAGUUCUCAUGGUCCUUUUUCAGAGCAUUCCAGGCCGUCUCACGCGGCACGGCUUGAAGCCCCUGGCGGCACCCUGGCGGAGCCACGGCACCUUCGCCGCCUUGUGGGUCUCGAUGUCCGUCUUGGCGAACUACGCCUUUGCUUACAAGAUCAGUGUGGCGAUCUUCACGCUGAUUCGAUCCUGCAAUAUCAUUGCGACUGUCCUGCUGGGUUUCCUCGUCUUUGGCCAACGCUUCUCUGUGGAACAGCUCGCGUGCGUGGUCGCAGUGACACUGGGAAUAUUUUUGGCCUCAAUGGGUGAGAUGAAGACCCUCCAAUCCCCUUCCUGCGACGGCACCGGCUGCGGCACAACCGCAUCGGCCGAGAUCGGCUCCACCUCGGAGGUGGACAUCGGUACCUGGCUCAUUGGACUGGGCAUGCUGGCCUUUGUUCAGCUUCUGCAAGGUUUUCUGGGCAACGUGCAGUCCAACUACUACCGCAUUUACAAGGACUUGGCUCCAAAGAACGAGCUUUGCGACGAGUUUCUCUUCACCUCUCACAUCGUGGCCCUGGCGCCGUUGUUCUUUUUGAAGGAGGACAUUAUGGCUGCAGCUGAGUCUGCUUGGUUCUCCGAACCACUGCCUUUGGUGCCUGUCCCCUCACGAUUGGCCUGGCUGUUCAUCAACAAUGUUUCCCAGACCAUUUGCCUGAAGGGCGUCUUCCGCACUUCUGCGUGCGUGUCCCCUUUGGCGCUCACCAUCAUCUUGUCCGUGCGGAAGUUCCUUUCGGUGGUGGUUUCGAUCGUGAUCUUCAGCAAUCCCUGGACCAUCCUGCACAGCAUCGCUACUGUGCUGAUUUUCGGCGGCGCCUUCGCCUACUCCCAGGCGCCGGAGGCACGGACUGCCCCUGCGAAGGCGGACGGCAAAGCAGAAUGA